CACAGUCGGGUUCCCUUUAGAAGGCGCUUCUUCCUUAGCCGGACCUCCCGGCAGACACCCCGGACGCGCAGCGGGCUGGCCGCAGCGCCCCGCACACCCGAGACUCCAGCGCGGGAGCUUGGGGUCGGCACCCCGGGGCCGAGGCAGGUGCAGCCGUCCCACCCUCGGUCUCCUCCUGCCGCACAGGGGCAGCACCAUGCCUGCCGGCGUGGAGGCUCUGGACCUGCCGGCGUGGAACGGAGCCUCAGGCCUGUCCUGGGGGCCCCGCCACAGAAAUGCAAUGGCUCAUCUUGAUUCUGAGGUGAAAGAGGAAUGUCUGCGGGAAGACCUGAAGUUUUAUUUCAUGAACCCUUGUGAAAAAUACCGAGCCCGACACCAGAUCCCAUGGAAGCUGGGACUGCAGAUUUUGAAGAUAGCCAUGGUCACCACGCAGCUGGUUCGUUUUGGUCUAAGUAACCAGCUCGUGGUUGCUUUCAAAGAAGAGAACACUGUUGCUUUUAAGCACUUGUUUCUGAAAGGAUAUUCUGGCACAGAUGAAGAUGACUAUAGUUGCAGUGUGUAUACCCAAGAGGAUGCCUACGAAAGCAUCUUUUUUGCUCUCAGUCAGUAUCAUCAGCUAAAGAACAUAUCCCUGGGGACCCUUGGUUAUGGAGAAAACGAAGACAAUAGAAUUGGCUUAAAAGUCUGUAAGCAGCAUUACAAGAAAGGGACCAUGUUUCCUUCUAAUGAGACACUGAAUAUUGACAGCGACAUUGAAAUAGAUUGUGUUCACUUAGACCUCUCCACAUACCCUCAGGAGUGGAAGAACUCGUCAUUCUUCAGACUGGAAUUUUAUCGGCUCUUACAAGUUGAAAUUUCCUUUCACCUCAAAGGCAUUGACCUACAGACGAUUCAUUCCCGAGAGUUACCGGACUGUUACGUCUUUCAUAAUACGAUUACUUUUGACAAUAAAGCUCACAGUGGCAAGAUCAAAAUCUAUUUUGGCAGUGAUGCUAAAAUUGAAGAAUGUAAAGACUUGAACAUAUCCGGAUCUAUUCAGAAAAACACCCAGUACGUGCUGGCGUUUGAUGCAUUUGUCAUCGUGAUAUGCUUGGCAUCUCUUAUUCUGUGCACAAGAUCCAUUGUUCUAGCUCUAAGGUUACGAAAGAGAUUUCUCAAUUUCUUCCUGGAGAAGUACAAGCGACACGUGUGUAACGCCGACCAGUGGGAGUUCAUCAAUGGAUGGUAUAUCCUGGUGAUUAUCAGCGACCUAAUGACGAUAAUUGGAUCCAUAUUAAAAAUGGAAAUUAAAGCAAAGAAUCUCACCAAUUACGACCUGUGCAGCAUUUUGCUCGGAACGUCUACGCUCUUUGUCUGGGUUGGCGUCAUCAGAUACCUGGGUUACUUCCAAGCAUAUAACGUGCUCAUUUUAACGAUGCAAGCCUCACUGCCCAAAGUUCUUCGCUUCUGUGCUUGUGCUGGUAUGAUCUACUUGGGCUACACGUUCUGUGGCUGGAUUGUUUUAGGACCUUAUCACGACAAGGAUACUGAAUAUUUCCAGGAUAUCAAAGCAAGCACUAUAACUGUAACUAGAGAGUGCAUUUCCCUUGUCUGGGCUUCAGGAGGCACAUAUUAACCCAGCUGAUCAUCAAAUGAGAAAUAUUUGGACGUGAGGUCACUACAGUAAAAAUGAAAAGUAAAUGAGGAAAGUAAUUACAAUAUCCUUCUAACUUAAAGCAGUAAGGUUUUCGUCCAGAUUCAUUGAGGAGAAUGAAGGUGGACAAAGACUGCCCAGAAUGACCCUGUUAGGUUUAUGAUUAAAAUGAUAACACAUCUUGUCUUUGUAGGUGGUUUUGAUUACAGUGUCCUCUUUGUGCCUUAUUAAAGAUCAGUAUCUGAAUUCUAAACUAACACUGGGCUUCACUCAGUAGCAGCAUCAUCGUAGGGACAUCAAAGUUAUGUUCAGAUGUUCUUUUAGAACAGUACAUUUGAUAGAUGCCUCAGGAAAUGAAAUUAGGUAGGCCUUGAUUUCAUACCAAAAUAAGUAAGAGGAAUCAUUGCAUCUUAUAGUUUUUCUUCCAUGGGUCUCUGGCAGUUGGAACAACAGAAACAACACAAUGAAAAAUAAUAGGCAGCUAUUACUUGAUGCUUGUAUGUCAGGUACUGUGCUAAGCAUUUCUGUCUCCUCUUGUUUGGUCUCUACAGCCCAGGCUACAGGUUUCUUGGCUUAGUGCAGAGGAUUGUGUUAAAGCAUAUAGAACAGCUCAGCCUUCAGUUUUGACCUUGGUAGUUGCAUGAAACAAAACAUGUGAUCAAAUCUGGUUUGCAAACUACUCACAAAAAGCGAGCGGUCCACAAAGCGCCAACUUCCUGUGUUAUCAUACUAAUGUAAAUCCUAGCAACUUGACACACAGGCAAGCUUUCUCCUCUUUAAGUGUUACAUUUAAUAUGUCCAGGGAGAAUGACUGUUUUCCUUUUUGAGAAACUGUGUAAUUAACAAAGUGACAAUCCCUGGGUUAAUAGUAAAUCUUGAUAAUAUUAUUGCUCUUCCAAUUCCAUGCCACUGCUUUAAAGGUGACUCAUGAGUAAAAAUCGUAGUUUAAUACAAUCUCUCAGAUCUGGAGUACUUACUAUUUAGCGCUCAGGAAAAUUUACGUUUCUCUUUCUCACUUACGUCCUGCUCUGCAUGCUUAUCAACAUUCUUGUCACUAGGGGGCAGUGUUGUACUGUGCGGAAUAAAUACUGAGCCUAAGAAUUUCUGCUUCAAUUCACUGGUUUCAAGGCCUCAGGAUGAGUGGUUCUUUCUCCUUUGCCCUCCAUUUCCUCUACCCCAUCAUUACUCUGGAAGAUGCUUAGAUAAUGUUGCUUGGAUUUUACUAAAAUAGCUACCAUUCCCAAGCAUUAUAUGUUAGAUAGAUAUAGUGCUCAAGUUCUUUACCUCUUGCUGUCAACCCACCCAGCAGCCCUGUAGGGGAAAUAUUACAUUUCUUUUACCUAAAAUCAGGAUCUUAAGAUGUUAGAUAGUUUUCCCGAGGUUACACAGCUAGUAAAUAGCAGAUAGGAUUCACACCCAGGUUUGUGUGACCCCAAUCCACGUGCUUUGACCAAUGCCCUGUAGGGCUUUUCUUGGUAUUCUCUAAAACAGAUCAUUACAAAAGAGCAUUUGGUUUGACCCAUGAAUAGAUCAACUGUGAGAGGAGAGCUACUUAAUCAGUCUUACUUCCCUCAAUGUGUCAAGAUUACCUUGAAGAAAAUGAUGUUAUUUGUUUUGUGAGUCCGAGUGUGUUUUCCUAUGUUUGGUUCUGUCCUUUUAAAGAAUCCAGGUGAGAGUGGGAUUCUCUGGACUAGCACUGUUCAGUAAAAAUAUGAGAGCUCCAAAUGAGAGCCACAUGUGUAUUUCCAAAUUUCCUAGUAACCACA
Messenger RNA from Felis catus (domestic cat), 3399 nucleotides. RefSeq names its product mucolipin TRP cation channel 2 (gene MCOLN2). Gene Ontology annotation, molecular function: NAADP-sensitive calcium-release channel activity. Lineage: Eukaryota; Metazoa; Chordata; Mammalia; Carnivora; Felidae. Gene Ontology annotation, cellular component: lysosomal membrane; plasma membrane. Bases 197 to 1615 code for a protein of 472 amino acids. The record is from RefSeq and is a predicted model, not a curated record. The transcript is spliced from 12 exons.